AUGUUGUUGCUUCCGAUAGCCUGGCCUUGGCUGCUGCUGCGCUGCGCCCAGAUGAUGCUGUCGGUGGCGUGUCUGCUGGCAGCGGCGGCGGCGGAUGGGCUGAUUUUCCUGGCUGAGCUGUUGAGGCGAAACCGGGGCAGUGUAGAGGUGCUGAGCUCCUGGGCGUCCGGCUCAUUGGGCUGGGUUGUGGCGCGCUAUUGGGCGGGCCUGGGGCAGCUGCACAUGGUAAGAGGGGCGCAGAAGGGAUGGGAAAAUGUAGUUCUGCUAGAGGGCUUUGAGGAGGCCCUCGGUCGCCUCUCACAGUUACUCACACCCCUGCUGGCAGCCGCAAUUAGCAGCUCACCCGUAGCAGCGCGCCUGUUUCGGAUGAUUAGUCCUCUGCUUGCAGUGGUGGCCAAGGUCCAGGCUGCCGUGUACGGCAUGUACUGCUUCGUACACGACGAGAUUGUGCCGGUCGCGCUCGACCUUGCGGAGCGGCUGCCGCUGGUGCAUGGGCUGCUUCAUAGGGCGGUGGAGGGGGGCAGUGCCUAA
Volvox carteri f. nagariensis is the source of this 531-nucleotide messenger RNA. RefSeq lists its product as uncharacterized. Bases 1 to 531 code for a protein of 176 amino acids. NCBI's taxonomy places the organism in Eukaryota, Viridiplantae, Chlorophyta, Chlorophyceae, Chlamydomonadales, Volvocaceae. The transcript is spliced from 2 exons. The record is from RefSeq and is a predicted model, not a curated record.